Messenger RNA from Anastrepha ludens (Mexican fruit fly), 3172 nucleotides. RefSeq lists its product as uncharacterized. Bases 721 to 2694 code for a protein of 657 amino acids. Lineage: Eukaryota; Metazoa; Arthropoda; Insecta; Diptera; Tephritidae. The transcript is spliced from 2 exons. The record is from RefSeq and is a predicted model, not a curated record.
UUACGAACCUAACUGCCUCCAUUUCCUAGAGUCUUUGGCAGCUCAUGAGUGUUAUUUUUAUCUUUCGUAUUAAUAAUUUUAAAAAUCGUGGAUUCUAUUCCACUAAUACGCGAGUCGUUCUGUGGUAUAAAAUUCUGCAUCUGUUAAAAGCGCUUAAUCUACUCCGCCUUUAACGGCCAACUUGACUAAUCAAAUUCGGUUCAAAAAGGCAGUUAGUUUUCUUUCUAGUGGAAGGCAUACUUAGAGGAUUGCCUAAAGCGACCUGACGCGGGUUAGUUAAACUUGGUUUGAGAUAGGGAAAACCAACUAUUACACUUUAGGAUCCCGCGAUCCAUGCAGUUUGACUGUAAAGGUCUGAUAUCCCCUACCAAAUACUUUGCACAUUAAACGUUCGCUUUUUGUCGAAGGUUACUUUCACCCGUCUGAUAAAAAGACUCUUAAUUAGACGCAAAUCGUGUAAAACUAGAGGCUUAAGAAUCAUUAAAAUCUAUUUUCAUCACUGGUCUGAUAGAUGGUGAUGCCUCUAAGAAGCAGGCCUUCAUUUAUUUAUUAAACCAUAGUUAAGCAUUCUACUGACUCAUCGACUGACAAAGAAAAAUGUGUGACAAAAAUAUUGGUGAAAAGUUUGAAAUACUACAAAAAAUAAAAUAAAUAAAUAAAAUUGGAUUUACAUAAAAGAAAAUUUGGAGUUUGUCGAAAAUUUUUUGAUUGAUAUAAAAUAUGGAUAUUAAUGCAGAUAAUCAGCAGGCAGCAGAAACCCAGGAUGGAACAAAGGAUGAUGACGAGGACGCAGAACCAGUUAAAAGGCCGCCAGAUUCGAUCACUAUCGGGACCUCCCUCGCGACGAAUUGUUCAGAUGCAUUGCUCAACAAGCUCACCGAAGAACUCAAUGAUGACGGCGAAGCUGAAAAUGAAGAGGAUACAACACCUGAAGAGGGUGUCAGUUUGCUUGCAGCAUACAGCGAUAAAGUGUUCAAGCCAUUUCCAAUGCCUUUGUUGACGCUUGAGGGCACACACACAACAGCCACCACCACCGAGUCGCAGGGAAGCGUUGCGAACGCAGCAAGUUUGCUUAAACAUGUCAGCUUCGAGAAAAUCAUGGAAGACGUUGACAUACCUACACCAUCCACCAGCCAAGUGGUGGAGAAUGUCAGGGAGUAUGUGAAACAGAUUGAAAGCCUGAUGGAAAAUGGCGAGAGCCUUGUGGACACAUCACCACGUCACAUGGCGUCGCCUCAGCCUAGGGCGGCACAAAUCAUAGAGCUCCCUUGGGAAUCGCUAUCAUUGGAGUCUGUUAAAGAUGCAACGGAUAUAAGCUAUACCAGCAAACUCAGCGAAGACACAGGUUCAUUCGACGAAAUCGAGCGCAUGGCGCACGAUGAAGUGGAACGUAUUGUGGCGGAAAAUUUGGCUUCCACUCCUGUACAACUUAAUGAACCAGCCAAUUUUCAACAGGUGGAGCGUGAAAACAAAGAGAUCGCCGAGCGUUUUAAGCAGAUCAUGGAAAUGUUCGAUAGUUUCACCAAAAAUCUAGAGAGUCUCGAAAUGCCCACCAUACAGUCGUCAGGGGAAAAUACUAAGAAGACAUCGCCUACAAUGCGCAGGCCGCUGAGCUUCAAGCGCUUGCCCAACACUGAGCCGAAUGUGAGUGAGCAUGCAGAUGCUGCUUCCGGCAGUAGUAUGCACAGUGAAUUUAACUUGGAGUUGUAUGGCGAUUGUAGGAAUGAGUCCACAUUACCGGCAGCAAAAGCCGCAGCGGCGACAAAGAGCCUAAAGAACGAGCCUCACAAUACGUCCAGAAGCAGCGCGCAAUCGCAACGGGCGGAAGCUGCUCUAGAUCCAAUGUGUCGUGACAUAGCCACCACAAUAAGUGGCUUAGAGUUGCUCGAUGAAAAGCCGCUGACGGUGUCGUACAGUGCUAAGCCGCGUGCUUUCGCAAUGCGUCCACAUGAAGUGCAUAGCCUAACUACGAUUGGCUGUCAGACCUCUUCUGAUUUCUUUGCUUUGAAAAUGACACCCUCAGUUAGUACGUCGUUCAGUAAUUUACACACAGUGACCAAAGAUUACGCACAACGGGAUGAUGACAUUGUCAAUGCGCUCAUAAUCGACUCCACAACUGAUGCACCUACCAGCUCGUCUUUAUAUGUGGGCACCAAUUCGUUCACUGAUCACACCGAAACCAGUGGCAUUACUAUCAUUCAACCGAAGAAUAAAAUUCUUGGCACAUCCGAUCAGUCGUCAUUGGUGAAGAUACGUGAGCCACCAACUAUUAUUGAUUUAACGCAGGAUUCCAAUGCGCCUCAUAUCACCUCACUGGUCACUGGUGCCACAGGCAACACAACGUGCACGGACACGCCUUGUGAGCGCACCUACCACACCAUACACAUCGAAGCCAACUCCUCGCCCUCGUCCAGUUUACUGCGUCGUCCGCCCUUAUGUUCACGUCUCUGGAAUGUCAUCACCGAUUUCUGUGCUGCUGUCUGCCUUUGCCUACAGGUUAAUAAGGAUUGUCUUUUCUGUUUGGGUUUCUUUAUUGCAUUUGUUGUGAGCGCUUCAUUCUUAACGGCUUUUUUCUAUCGUACUUUGAGCAUAAAUCCACAUCUACUUCAAGUGCCAGCAGCACCGCCAAACAUCGCAAGCCAUUCAAAAACGUUGCAGAGUAUUCAGAAUGAUAUCUCUUUGUAUGGUGUGUGAGGUGAUAGCAUAAAAAAUCGUGUGCGUAAGAGAGAGAGAGAGAGCAGAGCUUUCGGCGGUAUGAAAGCUUUAGCCAUGUGUGCGCUUGUGAUGUAAAAGCUCACUGCUGAGCUUUCGAAUGCUGGGUGUGGAUUAUAUGUAAACAUUUUCUUAUUCGAGUUCGAACAGUGUACGUGCUUUGUAUGUAUGUGUAUGUGUGUAUUUUUGGAUAAGCGUUCGUGUAUUUGUUGGCAUGUAAAUAUGUAUGUAACGUAAACUUCCUGUACUGUACAUUUCGUUUGUAAAAUUUGCAUUUUUCUAUGUAAAUUGUUUUAUUAUCACUCAUUUUGUUUAUUAAGUCCACAAAUUUACGCACAUACGCUUACACACAUGCACAUACAAAGGUUUCUAACAAAAUACCGAUAGCCUUCAGCUUAGUUGAAUUAUAAAAGGAUGAUGCCUUAGAAAGUUCUAAAUAAAUCUAUUGUGAAAAAAAAUA